CCCUCACAGACACGCACACACACACACACUCACACCAACACAUUCACACGCACUGAAACAAUCGCGGCCGUACUACACUCCAGCGGAAGAGGCAGAGGAAGCACCCUCGGUCCCAGCCAGCACCAGCCCUUCCAUAGCCCUACUACACACGUAAACACCACACAGAGCAGCGAGGCCGCGGGGGAGGAGGAGAAAGGAAGAUGAAGAAAUUUACCUUCAAGGGGGUUCUGGACGGCUUUCGUUCCUCGGUUAACCAGCAGACUCCGGCCGGCGGCGCGGCCAAGAUUUGCAUCGAGCAGGAAAUUCAGGAAACUCUUCGGACGGAGCAUUUUCAGCUGAAAAAGACCUUUCGCCAUGGAUUCCCUUACUCGCCUACUGCGCUGGCGUUCGAUCCCGUGCAGCGGAUCCUGGCGGUCGGCGACAAGUUCGGUUCGAUGCGGUUACUGGGAAAGUUCGGUGUCGACGCCCACGUGAAACACGAGGGCGAAUCGGCAUGCGCCGUUAAUUUGAUCGAGUUUUUAGUGAACGAAGGCUGCCUGGUCACGGCCACCGCGGACGAUACGCUGCAUCUGUGGAACUUUAAGCUGAAAAUACCGAAGGUGGUUCAAAGUCUGAAGUUCCAACGGGAAAGAAUAUCUCGCUUACAUCUGCCCAUUGGAACCAAAUGGUUGUACAUCGGCACGGAGAAAGGAAAUACGCACAUUGUCCACGUCGAUUCGUUCACUCUCAGCGGAUAUGUUAUCAAUUGGAAUAAGGCUAUCGAUCCGAUUCGUAAAACGCAUCCUGGCGCAGUCGUGCACUUAUCCGACAAUCCGCUGGAUGCUAACAAGUUGCUAAUAGGAUUCGAGUCCGGUCAAUUAGUGCUAUGGGAUAUGAGAGGCAAAUGUGCGGAAUUUCGAUGGCUGUCCCAAGAGCCGCUCAGUUCCUGCUCCUGGCAUCACGAGGGAAAACAUUUCAUAACAUCACACACAGACGGUUCUUUAUGUACGUGGCCUUUGAAACUUUCACCAAAACCCUUAACUCAUAGUUUUCCUCAUGCUAAGACGAACAAGGAAGGGAAAACCGAGAGCUGCAACUCGAUUCAAAAGGUUGAAGUGAAAACGAAUAGAUUAGGAGAUCAAUUUACAAUUUUCUCGGGCGGUCUGCCGACGGAAAAGUGUAACCCCAAGUCGCACUGCAUCACCGUGAUGGUGCAGGGCAAAUCAACGACCGUCUUAGAAAUGGAGCACAGCGUUGUCGACUUCGUCACCAUGUGUGAAAGUCCAUGGGGUAGUGACCUUCAAGAACCAUACGCCGUGGCGGUGCUGCUGCAGAACGAUCUCGUGCUGAUCGAUCUGCUGACGCCCGGUUACCCAACGUUCGAGUCGCCUUAUUCCAUGGACCUACACGAGUCACAAAUCACCUGCUGUACAUACCUUGCUGACUGUCCGUCCGACCUCGUGCCGGCGUUCUACUCCGUCGGGCGCAGCGCGGCAACCAACCGGCGAUCCGGCUACUCCGAACGCGAGUGGCCCAUCAACGGUGGCGAGUGGCAGCCGACGUCGUGCAGUUACUCGGAAAUCAUUCUCACCGGGCACCAGGACGGUUCGAUCAAGUUUUGGGACUCCAGCGCCGGCACGCUGCAGGUGCUGUACAAGCUGAAGACAUCCAAAAUCUUCGAGAAACCACGAGUGCGAUCGCUAGACAGUGGCGAGGAGGACCCGCUGGCUAUCUCGAUGUUAUCCUUAUGUGCGGAAUCUAGAAAACUUUGUGUUGCUUGCAAUUGCGGUUACGUUGUUCUGUUCAAGUUCAGGAGAGCCGAAAGUACAGGCGAUAUUGUGGUCUUGGAUAUUCCUUUUACCAUGGAUACUUUUACCGAAUUUGAAGGCAGUCCAGAAUGUGAGUUCAUACCUAAAUCACUGCCAAAAACUGUUGACUCGACUGAGAGCGAAAAGAAGAACUGCAGUCUAUUGAAAGUUAAAACUGGACCACAAAGAAAACCGCCAGGGUUUCAAGCCCAGCUUGUAUGCGUUCCGUCAGGGGCUUGCGGCAGUGUGCAGAUUACUGCGCUUACCAUCAACUCCAACUACGGAUUAAUGGCUUACGGUAACGAGUACGGUUUAACGAUAGUGGAUAUAGUGAAGAAAAUGUGCGUCUUGAAUCUGUGCACCCAAGAAAUUUACGGUUCGCAAGACCCAUAUUCCAGAACGCCCCGGAGUCCGAAACGUUUGGAAAAUAGUCAAUCAAAAGACGACUCGCUGCGUUCCCCUAGCAUAGAUCAGAUAAAUGGGCUCGUUGGUGGCAGUGGUGGCAUCGGGAGUGGAACAACAUCAAGCUCCGCGACGACGCCGAACGCGGUUAACUCGAACAUGCCGCUAUCGAUGUAUGAGCGAGGCAUGAGCAUAUCAAGUGCCGGUAGUCCAAGCAAGCGUACUGGAACUGGAAGCGGAUCUACGACAAUAACGGGUCUGACAGACUCUGUCAGGAAAUCACGAUCGCAAGAUAAAUUGGAUAACUCAUUCUCGAGAUCUCGUUCAUCUUCUAUGUCAAGCUUAGAAAAUAAUGCAAUGGAGGCUGUGACUUGUUUGGCUUUUGCCGAUAGUUAUGUAAAAAAAAGCGAUCCCUCAAUGGCAUUGCCUACUGCAUGGUUAGGAACAAGUUUAGGAUCGAUCCUAACCAUUUCUCUAUCGAUUCCCGAGAACGAUCUAAGAAAAGCGAACGUUGUCCAGUCUGCUCCCACUGGCGCCAUGUUCCGCCUGAAAGGAUCGAUCCUGUCAAUGUCCUUGUUGGACUGCAAUGGGGCGCUUAUUCCGUACGCGUUCGAGUCGUGGAGGGAAGACUCGAAAGACGGGAAAGAGAAGCGAGAGAGAACGCCAACCAAGACAUCAUCCACCAAGAUGAGCCCUACCAAUCCGGAUGGUUUAUGUGAUCGACAGUUUAUAGCCAUAGCGAGCGAGAAGCAGGCGGGCGUCUAUGCACUACCGAGUCAGAAUUGUGUCUACCGAAAGAAGUUGGUUGAUUUUGACUUCAUCGUAAAGGCCGAAAUAAUCAGUAUGAAAGAUAGUGUUUGCCUGAUAUGUUACGCGUCAAACGGACAUCUAAUGGUUUAUACCCUACCCAGCUUGAAACCCUUACUUGAAGUUGAUUUCCUUCCGUUGGCUGAUUUGAGUUUCCAAACCAAAUGUAAACAGGGCGUGGUGGAUCCAAUGCUGUCCAUUUGGGGACAACAACUAAUAGUCAAUGAAGAUUCGAAUGUGAUUUCAAGGACGUUUAGCUUUAGUAACAAGGGCCAUGGAUUGUAUUUAGCCACACCCACCGAAAUCCAGAAAUUUACCGUUUGCCAAGAAUUCAGCCACCAAUACAACAACAUGCUUGGCGAGCUCUACGUACCUCAUGAAAUGCCAGAAGCGCCCAAGGAAAGCUUUUUCAAAGGUCUUUUUGGAGGAGGAAUGCGCAACCUCGAUCGGGAAGAAUUAUUCGGAGAAUCCAGUGGCAAGGCGAACCGGUCGGUGGCAAAGCACAUCCCAGGGCCGAACGCGAACAUUCAGGAGAUGAACGCUCGGACCACCUCGGUCACAUCGGAGAUCAGCAAGGCCCACCAGCUGAUGCUUGAGCGUGGCGACAAGCUGAGCCAGCUCGAGGAACGCACGGAGCGGAUGGCGAACGAGGCCCAGCAGUUUUCCAGCUCCGCCCAUUUGCUGAUGAACAAGUACAAGGAUAAGAAGUGGUAUCAGCUAUAAUUCGCCCACCACCGACCAAUUCCUAUGUUGUCGAUGUCGGAUGGGGGGAGGCAGGCGAGAGGAUGGUCGAUCAACAUCAUUGACCGUUUUUACGUAUUGUCGUUUUGUUUCUGGCAGGACGUGCGUGCGGUGUGUUGAAAAUCUAUGCUAAAAGCACACAUAUACAACACAUCCAUACGCCCCCGCACUGCUGGUACAACAAAAUGUUUCUGUUAGUUCGCUUAUUGCAAAACUGCUCGAUUGUUUCCUUCGUUAAAGAAAACUAACUGAGAGGUACAUUUAACGCAAGGCGCGGGGACGAACACAGCAAAGUAAAUGCUGGCAGUGUGUGCAGGACCCCAAGAACAAAGUACACACACUCAAAAAACAAACAUGUAAACAACUAAACGUUCAGACUAAUAACAGACAACAGCAAACACAACACACAACACAUGUUAUAAAACAAAUUAGGAGAAAAAGAACAGCUGUGCGGAAGCGUAAAUCUAGCAUUCGGUUUACUCGUUAAAAAGUUUUAGAUCAUAAGCAUUGAUCCCAAGUGGAAUGAGGCAAGCAAGUGAAAAAGGAGGAGGAAGAAAAAGCAAACAGACAAAACGAAAGCAAACCACAUGUUAUAUUAAUUAUUUUUUAAACUUAUGUAAUGAUGAAAAACAGCUACAACAACAGCGGCAGCAAAACAAAAAAAAACAAAGUCAUUACUCAGUAAACCACAUAACAAAAAUAAGACAAAAAAAA
This is a messenger RNA of Anopheles coustani, 4451 nucleotides long. It is a transcript of the gene Tomosyn, whose product is annotated as syntaxin-binding protein 5. Gene Ontology annotation, cellular component: SNARE complex; plasma membrane; cytoplasm. The record is from RefSeq and is a predicted model, not a curated record. The transcript is spliced from 23 exons. Gene Ontology annotation, biological process: regulation of exocytosis; regulation of protein secretion. Lineage: Eukaryota; Metazoa; Arthropoda; Insecta; Diptera; Culicidae. Bases 201 to 3719 code for a protein of 1172 amino acids. Gene Ontology annotation, molecular function: syntaxin binding; myosin II binding; GTPase activator activity.